Molecule: messenger RNA, 1143 nt
Organism: Leptonychotes weddellii (Weddell seal)
Lineage: Eukaryota; Metazoa; Chordata; Mammalia; Carnivora; Phocidae
Source: RefSeq, a predicted model, not a curated record
GGGGCGGCCGUGGAGGUGGGACGCCGGCAGGUGCGCCGCGGCCCCUCCCCCGAGGCUCAAACCUGCUUUGGUCCUGGCCUGUGGGAAAGGCCGUGUUUUGAACUUGCGCUACUUUCUCUAAUCUGGGUGGUGACGCCCUUUCAGCUCGUUUAUUUGAAAAUCACCGGGACGCUGUUUCCAGCCUCCGACUUCCGGCACCCCGUGGUGACGCCCGCGCUCGUGUGCAUGAGCCAGCUGCUCACCAAGUGCCCCGUCCUGUCUCUCCAAGACGUGGUGAAGGGCCUGUUCGUGUGCUGCGUGUUCCUGGAUUACGUGUCUCUGUCGCGGAGGUUCAUCCCUGAGCUCAUUAAUUUCCUCCUCGGGAUCCUUUACGUCGCGACUCCAAACAAGCAUGGCCACGGUUACACUCUGGUGCACCCUUUCAGAGCAUCUGGGAAGAACUCGGAGUUGCUCGUGGUUUCUGACCAAGAGGACACAGCCACAUGGCAGAGGAGAGGCCUGUCCCUCGGCUGGGCCGGUGGACUGAAGGGCCAGACUAAGACAGAGGCCAACCACACCAGACUGUCCUGCCUGGCCGUGUGUCUGGCCUUGGUGAAGCGCUGCGUGCUACUCUACGGCCCACUGCCGUCCUUCCAGACCAUCAUGAGGCCGCUCGGAGCCCUGCUGACGGAGCACCUGGCCGACGGCAGUCGCCCCCCGGAGCUCCAGGAGCUGUGCCGGAGCGCGCUGGCCGACGUGGAAAAGCACGAGCAGUGCUGCCGGCCGCUGGUGUGUGAGAAGAGCAAGCCGCUGCCGCUGAAGCUCUUCACCCCCCGGCUGGUCAGAGUCCUCGAGUUCGGGAAGAAGCAGGGAAGCAGCAAGGAGGAACAGGAGAGAAAGAGACUGAUCCACAAACACAAGCGUGAAUUUAAAGGAGCCGUCCGGGAGAUCCGUAGGGACAAUCAGUUCCUGGCUCGAAUGCAGCUCUCGGAGACCCUGGAACGGGAUGCGGAAAGAAAGCGGAAAGUGAAACAGCUUUUUAACAGCCUGGCCACACAGGAAGGUGAAUGGAAGGCUCUGAAGAGGAAAAAGUUCAAAAAAUAGUUUCCCAGACAGGGCAGGGAGGUGCUGUGCACUGAACGUAAUAAAGGCCGCCUUCCCGUG